Ostrinia nubilalis (European corn borer) is the source of this 935-nucleotide messenger RNA. RefSeq names its product 26S proteasome non-ATPase regulatory subunit 8 (gene Rpn12). The transcript is spliced from 5 exons. The record is from RefSeq and is a predicted model, not a curated record. Gene Ontology annotation, biological process: proteasome-mediated ubiquitin-dependent protein catabolic process. NCBI's taxonomy places the organism in Eukaryota, Metazoa, Arthropoda, Insecta, Lepidoptera, Crambidae. Gene Ontology annotation, cellular component: nucleus; proteasome regulatory particle; proteasome regulatory particle, lid subcomplex. The coding region runs from base 84 to 890 and encodes 268 amino acids.
UCAAAUUCUGUGUGAAAUUGAAUCGAGGCAGGCGAAUUUAUUUCAUUUUUCUCAAGAAAAUAAGAACAAUUAUCUAAGUAAUCAUGGCUUCAGUUAAAGACGUUGCUUCUCUGUAUCAAAGUUUAAAAACUGAAUGGGGAAAGAAACCCCGUAAACUCGAUAAAUGCGGCGAACUUUUGAACAAAAUAAAGGUGGCGUUGACGCAAUUAACCUUCUUGCCGAGUAAUAAUACUGCAGCUAAUCAAAAGGAGUUGAUUUUAGCUCGGGAUGUCCUAGAAAUUGGAGCUCAAUGGGCUGUUGCAGUAAAAGAUGUUAAAGCGUUCGAACGCUUCAUGUCUCAACUAAAAUGCUACUAUUUCGAUUACAAAGAUCACCUACCGGAGUCAGCAUUCAUGUACCAACUCCUUGGUCUCAAUCUCUUGUUCUUGCUGUCUCAAAACCGAGUGGCCGAGUUCCACACGGAGUUGGAGCGUCUUCCAGUAGAUGUUAUUAGAGCAGACCCAUACGUGAAGCAUCCUUUAGCUUUGGAACAAUAUCUAAUGGAAGGCAGCUAUAAUAAGAUAUUUUUGGCCAAGGGUAAUGUGCCAGCAGAAAGCUACACCCUUUUCAUGGACACCCUCUUAGACACAGUGAGGGGAGAGAUAGCCGCUUGCAUUGAGAAGGCCUAUCUUUGUAUCUCCUGCGCUGAAGCAGCUCGGAGAUUGAACCUGCCGUCGCAGCAGGCGGUCCAUGAGUAUGGGCAGAAGCGUAACUGGGUACUUGGUGCUGACAACUGCUACCACUUCAAUGCUGCUGAAGAGACAUGUGCUGCAGCCGCCGGUAUUCUGCCAUCGUCUGAGCUCGCUGAGCAAACAAUAGAGUAUGCUAGACACCUCGAAAUGAUUGUGUAAUAGAUCUAUGUUCAAAUUUUUAUUAUUAAAUAUCGCUUAAAUAAA